Molecule: messenger RNA, 849 nt
Organism: Diaporthe amygdali
Lineage: Eukaryota; Fungi; Ascomycota; Sordariomycetes; Diaporthales; Diaporthaceae
Exons: 1
Coding region: 1-849 (282 amino acids)
Source: RefSeq, a predicted model, not a curated record
AUGGCUCAACCACAAGAAGAUUCCUUCACCAGAUUCAAGCAGCUGCCAGUUGAGAUCAGAGACAUCAUCUGGAGUGGAGCUUGGGCCAAUCGCAAGCCCGAGAUCUGCACUCACCUCAACGCCAGAAGCCCGACCAACGACCUUCCCGGCUUUCCUCCCACGCAGCUGACUGUCGACAUCGAUCUUGCACUCAUGCAUGCAUGCAAAGAGUCACGAGCUUUCCUGACCUCCACGGCCGGAGGCGUCCGUUUUCGCUACUCUCUCGCCUCAAAGCACAACGUGCCCUGCCGAGCGUUCGACCCUGCGCUGGACACGCUCUACCUCGGUUGGCACAACUGGGACGAGGCAAUGUGGAAGAAUGAAUAUCUGGGAUGGCAUAGUCGGAAUGACCCCAAUACGCUGCCAACUCUUCCCGACAACGAAUUCACCGAGACCUGGCAACAAGUCCAAAACAUUACACUGCAGCCUGGCUUAUUUGUUCCGGGCAUGCGUUUUGCACCCCGGUUCACAUGGAUCUGUAAUGGUCUCUUGGAAACCUUUCCAAAAUUGGAAAGGAUUUCAGUUGUGGUGAACCCAUUCGUGCCUCUGGAGAGCUCUGUCAUGGGCGAAAUUUGUGUGGGCGUUCCAAACCGUCGUUGCAGACUUGUUGAAGUGUCUGGCGACACAACUUUCCCUGGAAAGCAGCCCUAUCAACACUGGGCUGAUGAUAUGCGCGAGGUACUGAAGGAUACCCGCGAGCCCGACCAUACAAUACCGCUCCAAAUCCAGAAUUUUGAGGUCUACGUCGGACGACGAGGCCGCAUGCAGUGGAAGAAGCACCCCUUGAACAGCAUGGUGCCACACCGGUAG